AUGUGUUUGCAGUCAGACCUCCCUGCUACAACCCUGGCCUGCAAAAUGUCCUUCGGUUCCUCGUUAGAAAAGCCAGCUUUGUCCACCAGGGACGACCGGACCGCCCCUGGGGACAAACCUGUCCAGAGGUCCAAGUCUUUCAGCUUUAACACCCAGAAGGAGCUGUGCUCCUCCUGCGAGAAGACCGUCUACCCCAUGGAGCGCCUGGUGGCCGAUAAGCUCGUCUUUCACACUUCCUGCUUCUGCUGCAAGCACUGCAAUGCCAAGCUCAGCCUGGGCUCCUAUGCCGCCCUGCAGGGCGAGUUCUACUGCAAGCCACACUUCCAGCAGUUGUUCAAGAGCAAGGGCAACUACGACGAGGGCUUCGGCCGGCGCCAACACAAGGAGCUGUGGGCCUCCAAGGAGGCAGAGGGAGUCACCAAGACUCCGUAACUCCACCCUCUCUCGGCAGAGCCCCGCCCACAAGCCACGCCCACUCCUCACAUUCCAAGACGCAGCAAAAGAUCCCUUUUCAAGGCAUCGCCCGUCGUUCUGUACAACUGGGCUCUUUUUUAAUUUCCACUUUGACAUUAUAAAAUAUAGUCUAUUUUAUGAUAGCCUUUUAUUUUGCUUUCAUUUUUCAAUCGAUACUUUUAACUCUGAAAAUAUUUGAUGGUGUCGCGAUCGCUUUCAUAGUUCGCUUAGCAGUUGCCUGUACUGUUAUAUUUGAAUUUUUAACCUUGUACGCUCAGGUGACCAUUGCUGGAGUUAAGCUUAUGCUGGAGUGACAGCUAGUUUUUUUUAUUUUUUAUUUUUUUGUGGGAUGCAGUAAUUUUUCCAGAAGUCUGUGAUACUGCACUAGAUUUUUUUUUUUCUUUCCCAAAGUAAUUUUUGUAGCAAAAGAUUGUGAACAGGGUAUCCCCAUCACAUACAUAUCUCAGACCUGGAGUGAUGAGGUCACCGUGUGCCUCUUCGCUUUGUGGGUGUGGCUAUGGAAGGGCCAGUAGUGUGACAUGGCCUGGAUUGAUAAGUGCUUUCAGCGAAGGAAUGGGUUCAUGUUAUCGCGUGUCUGUGUGUGUGCGCAUGAUCGGAACAAUAAUGAUAGGUUUCAGAUCCAUUCCUGAACGUCGUUCUUCCUAACCCCUGGGGUGAAGGACACCUAUGCCGUAUUUUGAUCCCCACUUUAGGUGAGGCACGUGUGGUUAUAUGGUUGACUUUGAGUGAUGCAAUGUUAGUCUUUGCAUUAGAUACAGGCUGUUCUCAUGAUUUUUUUUCUAAACUUGUGUGAGACCUGCAGGUAUUAGAAUAUGACUAUCUGAUGCCAAGCGAAUGUACUGUACCACAUUGUCCUGGUGUCUUAAAAAAUGGGACCGCAGAUAUUUGCUAAAGAAAAAAUGAUGAGGGUGGAUCUAGCUGGAAACCGUAUGACGAUACCUAUCGUGCCCCCCUCCCCGCCAAGGAAGCCUGGUGUUGCAUUAUUGUGAUCAGAGAUUUGGCCAUACCCAGGUGAGUGUUCGCAGCUACAUUCAUGACCAAUUAAGGGAAACUCUUGCCUCCUUUCUACCUCUGAUGUUACCCAAUACUGCUCAGGAAAAAAAAAAAACGUCACUGUCCAGGUUAUGACUGAUGUCUGACAUUACAAUCAAGCAGUAUAAGAUUUUGAGUUUCUAGUUAAUAACUUGCCCCGCUGUUCUUAAUACUGUCUCCAUCCACGGUACAAAUAAAAGAAUGCUUUUUCAAUAUAGGCGGACCUGUUUGCCUUCACUGUGUUGUUGUAUAUGCUUGAAAUGGCCAGCGAUUAAAUAGCCAAAUCGCAGUAUGUGACCGUAUGAAGCCCAUACAGAUACGAUUUGUCAUAGUUUACCAAUAUCACUGUGGUAUGUGGGAUUUGUUGCUUUAGUGUGAAUGGUUAGAAUUAAAAAUUGUGAUGGCAUGCGUUCGAAUCCAUUUAAAAACCUCGAGAACCGUUGUCCAGUCCUCUGUGACGCAAGUGCUCUUUGAAGCAGGGAAUGUGCCACCUGCUGUGAUAGAGAGGCAUUGCAACAUAAUGCUUUUGGAAACCACACACACACACACACACACACACACACACCUUCUGAAACUGCUUGCCCCAAGUGGGG
This is a messenger RNA of Scleropages formosus (Asian bonytongue), 2099 nucleotides long. Its product is annotated as LIM domain-containing protein 2-like. The record is from RefSeq and is a predicted model, not a curated record. NCBI's taxonomy places the organism in Eukaryota, Metazoa, Chordata, Actinopteri, Osteoglossiformes, Osteoglossidae. The transcript has 4 exons. Bases 1 to 432 code for a protein of 143 amino acids.